CUGCUUGGGGCCCGGGGGCCGACCGGCAGGGGGAGAGCGGGGCGGGGUGCGGCUCCUUCCACGUGGGCCGCUGGGCAGUGACAGGAGCCGAUCGCCGCCUGCACCGCGCCUGGGACCAGCUGGGCUGUGGUUUCCUGUCCGGAGCUGCCCCGCACUGGAAGCAGGGAGAGGAUGAUCUUUGCCGCCCCUGCUAGCAGCAGCAGCCGGUGAAGGAGAGAAAAACAAGCGCAGGGAGAGCUGGGAGAGAUUAUUCAUGAUGUCUGUCAAGAAGGAAGGUGCCCAGAAGAAAUGGGCUGCCGUAAAGGAGAAACUUGGGUCCCAGGAGACUGACCAGUCAGAGGCCAACCUGGAAAAUGCAGAGCCAGAACUAUGCAUUCGCCUCCUACAAAUGCCCUCAGUAGUGAACUACUCUGGUCUCAAGAAGCGACUGGAGAGCAGCGAUGACACCUGGAUGGUCCAGUUCCUGGAGCUGAGUGGCCUAGAUCUGCUCUUAGAGGCCCUGGACAGACUGUCUGGAAGAGGAGUAUCCAGGAUUUCUGAUGCCCUGCUUCAGCUCACCUGCAUUAACUGUGUGCGAGCUCUCAUGAACUCCCACAAGGGGAUUGAAUACAUUGUCAGCAAUGAAGGCUAUGUCAGAAAACUCUCUCAAGCACUGGACACAUCUAAUGUCAUGGUCAAAAAACAGGUGUUUGACCUGCUAGCUGCACUCUGCAUUUACUCACUGGAUGGGCAUGCCCUGGCUUUGGACGCCCUGGACCAUUAUAAGACUGUGAAGAACCAGCAGUACCGAUUCAGUGUGAUAAUGAAUGAGCUCUUUGCUACGGAUAACGUGCCUUACAUGAUAACGCUGCUAAGUGUUAUUAAUGCCUUGAUCCUGGGGACUGAAGAACUAAGAAUCAGGACGCAGCUCAGAAAUGAGUUUAUAGGUCUUCAGUUGUUGGAUAUUUUAAACAAGCUAAGAGAUAUAGAGGACGAGGACCUGUUUAUCCAGUGUGAGACAUUUGAGGAGUCCAAGUCCGAAGACGACGAGGAAUUGUUAAAGAUAUGCGAUGGGAUUGACAUGAACAAUCACCAAGAGGUCUUUUCGUGUCUUUUCAAUAAAGUGAGCAGCUCUCCGGUCGCCAUCCAACUGCUGUCCAUUCUCCAGACCCUUUUGUAUUUGGAACCUUCUCAUCACUCCAACCUGUUGUUGUGGGAAUCUUUGGAAAUCUUAGCGAACAGAGCCAUUUUGCUUGCAAAUGACAUCCAAGGGAACAGCAUUGAAGAAGUCCUGGAGAGACUGUUAUCCAUAAAGAAGUGCCCAAACCAACAAAACUUAGAGCAAAAGCGAUCAGCUGAGAGAGUGAAUGAAAGCACUCAGACCGACACAGAUUUCGGGGAGUCCCUGAGUGCAGCUCAGAGCUCUGCUAUGACAGCCUUCCCUCCGGCGACAGCAGCACCUCCACUGGGGCCACCGGUAGCCACAGAGAAUGUCUCACCCUCCCAGCUACCAGCCUGCUCCACUUCACCAGGGCAGUGCAUAUCCCCGCCUAGUGCUGCUCCUCCUCCUCCCUCACCACCACUGCCCGGCAUGGCAGCUGUGGCAGCCCCUCCUCCCCCACCACCACUGCCCGGCACGGCAGCUGUGCCAGCCCCUCCUCCCCCACCACCACUGCCCGGCUCGGCAGCUGUGCCAGCCCCUCCUCCCCCACCACCACUGCCCGGCAUGGCAGCUGUGCCAGCCCCUCCUCCCCCACCACCACUGCCCGGCUCGGUAGCUGUGCCAGCCCCUCCUCCCCCACCACCACUGCCCGGCAUGGCAGCUGUGCCAGCCCCUCCCCCCCCACCACCACUGCCCAGCAUGCCUCCACCGCCUCCCCCACUGCCCGGCCUCGGAGGCAUGCCUCCUCCUCCUCCCCUACUGCCCAGCCUGAGAGGCAUACCGCCCCCUCCCCCGCCAGGAGGCAACGUGGAGGAAGUAGUGGUUGCCCACGUUGACUAUGCUUUGGGCUAUGCCAGGCCUUUCCCCAAGAAGGUGAAGACUCCGACCCUGAGAAUGAAGAAACUCAACUGGCAGAAGCUGCCCUCCAAUGUGGUGCGAGAAAGUCGCUCCAUGUGGGCGUCAGUGAGCAGUGUCAGCGAUGAAGAUAUAGAGCCUGAUUACAUGAGCAUUGAGCAGCUUUUUUGUUUUCCACAAACGAAGCCCAAAGAGAAAGCAGCUACCCCAGUGAAGGUGGAACCAAAGGAGAUCACAUUCUUAGACUCCAAGAAGAGUCUCAAUCUGAACAUAUUUUUGAAGCAAUUUAGAUGCUCAAAUGAAGAGGUAGUGGACAUGAUUCAAAAAGGGGACAGGACCAAGUUUGAUGUGGAGGUUCUGAAGCAGUUACUGAAGCUGCUACCCGAAAAGCAUGAGAUAGAAAACCUGAAAGCAUUCAAGGAAGAUAAAGCCAAGUUAGCAAGUGCAGAUCAAUUUUAUCUUCUCCUCCUCAGGGUUCCCAGCUACCAGCUCCGGAUUGAGUGUAUGCUGUCAUGUGAAGAGACCACCGUCAUGCUAGAUAUGCUACAGCCAAAAGCAGAAGCGAUCAGGAAAGCCUGUGAAGAUCUUCUAACGACCCAUCGCCUGCCAGUUUUUUGUCAACUGAUUCUCAAAGUUGGAAACUUUCUUAACUAUGGAAGUCACACUGGAGAUGCCGAUGGCUUUAAAAUUAGCACUUUACUCAAACUAACUGAAACCAAAGCAAACCAAACCCGUAUUACUCUGCUCCACCAUAUUCUGGAGGAAGUAGAGAAAAGUCACACAGACCUCCUGCAGCUUCCCAAGGACCUUGAAUGUGUCUCAAAGGCAGCCGGAAUUAACCUUGAAAUCAUACGUGCGGAAUCCAGUUCCAAUUUAAAGAAGCUGCUGGACCUUGAACGAAAGGUUUUGUCCUCGAAAGACGACGUGAAAGCCCAGUAUGAGACGCCCAUCCAGGACAGCAUAAAUGCAUCAAAGAAGUUGGAGGAGGAGUUUGAAAUCAUUGAAAGGAAGAAGGGGGAACUUGCAAAUUAUCUCUGUGAAGAUGCAAACAAGUUGUCAUUAGAAGAUAUAUUUAGCACCAUGAAAACCUUCAGGGAUCUCUUCAUUAGAGCACUAAAGGAAAACAAGGACAGGAAGGAACAAGCUGCAAAGGCAGAAAAAAGGAAGAAACAGCUGGAAGAGGAAGACGCUAAGAGACCAAAGGGAGACAAUGGGAAGAUCAUUAAGAAAGGGGCCGUGAAGCAGGAGGAGGUGUGCGUUAUUGAUGCCCUGCUGGCCGACAUAAGGAAAGGUUUCCAGUUGCGGAAAACGGUGAAGAACAAGAGUGAGCCGAACACUGCUCCUAAAGCCUCACCUGCCAAAACGCUGAAGGAGAGAGAGCCUGGAAAGAGUGUUGAUGCUUCAGAAGCAGCGAAGGAAAGUGCCUGUGAGAGCGAGCGAAAGGAUGGCAGUCAGCACACAGAAAACACUCCGGCCUCAGAAGCUGCUGCCAUUGCAAGGGCUACCGGUAAAGUUGUCAAAGAGACACCAGCUUCCAAUGAAGUGCUUCCUAAAGACGGAGCUGGAGGAAAUUCGCCACAACAGCCCUGUACUGAGAGGAGCUUCCAACAUUCAACUGAAGUUGAGGGAACCCAUCAACCCAACAGUGGAGAGAGUAUUCAGCAGAUCAACAGCUCAUGUAGCUUUCAAGAGAACGUGGAAUACAACCCCAUUGUGUUUGCGCCAGUGAACCCAGGAACCACUAUAAAGUUUGCAAGCAGCUCUUCAGGCAACUGUACUGGUUUAGGAGAGGAAUUGAAUGGAUCCAUCUCAGGAGACCAAAACAGUGAGUCUGGACCCACUCAGGUAGAAAGAGGCCCGGAGUUUAAUGUACAAACGUCACAACCAAGUGAUGCAGUUGGGAACGAGGCUAAAACCAGAGUUGAACUAGCACCUGACGGUGCUGAAAUGACUCCAACCAAAGAGUCGAGUUCUCAACAUACGGAAUUAAGGAAGACAGAGAAAGAAAAUGACCCUGCCGCAGACUCAUUGCUGGACACCUCUCAGGAGAAAUCCUUCUCAGAAGAGCCAGUGACUGAUUCUUCUUGCUCAGCAACAGUCCCUCCAGCGCAAGCACUUACUGACAAGGAAAAGCAAAGAGGGUCUGGGAAACGGAAAAAGAAGAGACGACACAGCAAAAGCCAGUCAGAGGUUGACAUUGAUACUGGAGAUAAUAAAACCAAAAGUCAUUGUGUGAUACAGUGAGGUGUCACAACAAAGCAGAAGAAUAAAUAACGAGGAGUCGGUGAAACGCUGACUAAUCCAUAUAAUGCUGCCAUUCUCUAGGAAGCACGUUUCACAGUGUUGAAAUUCCAUUACUGAUCAUGUUUGUAGUAAUAUCUUGGGAUGUAAAGUUUCUUCUAAAAUGGUCUUUCACUAAUCCUUCCUUGGGGAUUCUGUGUAUCCAGCAAAUAACCACCAGAUGCAAGAGACUUAAGCACCUUCAGAAUGUGCCUUAUGUGAAUGCUGCCAAGGUCUGAUGCUGAAAAUGCUCCAUGCCCAGAACUUCUGUGGAAGCUGAUGGGAGUUCCAUGUGUCAAGGGCUGAUAGGAAUAGGCCUCUGAUAAACUUCAUUUGGGGUCAAAUCCUGCAGUCCCUUCCUAGGCCAAACUCUUACUGAAGACAAUGAGGCCAUGGCCUGGGUAAUGAAUGCAGCAUUUUACCCCAUGAGUCAUUUUAAAGACAGCAGUGCCUCCAAAACUGAAUUAUGGGUAAAAUUAGGCACUGUCAUCAGCAUCUGAUUGGAAAUCUCUUACUUCCCAUUCUAGUGCCCCACCAACAAUUGGAACUGAUGUUGGACCAAAUAAAAGACCCAAUUCAGAUUAACAUACUUUCCCUUGCUAUCGUUUUAGACAGGGGAUAUCUAUUAAAGGAAAAUGUAUUGUAGUGAACAGCUGGCUGUUUGAACACUAAGGACUUGUCUAUAUGGAGAGUUAGUUUGUGUCAAGUUGAAGUUCAAAUGUAUAGUGCACUGGCCUUCUGCACACUAACUGGUCAUGUGGACCCUGGUACCACACACUAGACAUUUUAUGGUGCACUUUGAUCUACUCCAGUUUCAGUUUGGGGCAGUAUUCUACGUAUUUCAAAUGGGAGUAGAUCAAAGUGCACUACCGAACUUCUAGUGGGCAUUCGGAGGGUCCAUACUGCCUGUUAGUGCACGUGAUAGGCUGGGGCACUGCACUCCAGCUUGCUGUUCACUAACUCUCCAUAUACACAACUCCUAAGGCCUGGAUCCUGCAAAGACUUAAACACACAUUAACUUUAAGCAUGUGAAUAGUCCGAUGGAGUUCAGUGGAACUUCUGACAUGCAUAAAGUUAGACACAUGCAUAAGUCUUUGCAGGUUUGGGGCCUAGAGUAUCUAUUUUGUUAAAGAAACAGAAAGAGAUUUUUCUAGGGUGAUCCAUUCAUAAUAUUUAAAACUAAUAUUAUUUGGCAAAUCUCUGGUUCUGAAUAUUUAUUGCCUGCUGCAUGCACUCAAAGGCACUUGGACUCAAACUACAGAAUGUUUAGAGUCUGUUUCAGUUUAAAAGAUAGUUAUGCAAUUUGUGCUUUAAAACCGGGAACCUGCAGUAUUUUGUGUUAAGAAAUCAGAGCUUUAUUUCUGAAUUAUGUUUUAUAAUAACCUUGUACCAUAUAAUUUUGUACAUAUCGGUCAAUUUAAAAUUCUAUAUGUUUGUUCAAUCUGUAUUGCAAUAUUAGAUUGAGUGGGAACUGUGUGGAAAAUCAUUACUUUUAGCAAUCAUGCCUAUAUAAAGUAACUUGCUGAGCACAUAUAAUAGUGUUCAGGCUUAUUAAGACUUGAUCAAGGGUCAUUUACUAAACUGUACUGGACGAAGUUCAGAAUUAAAACAGGGGCUACCUUUAACUAAAAACUUUGCUUGGAGUGUGGUGAAAAUUGGUUAACCACAGCAAUUACCAGUUUAGAAUGGGCCACUGCCAUUAUCAGAUUCAGCUGCGGAAAUCCUCUGUAGCAGUGUAGCAAAGCUGCAUUUGAAAUCAAGUUCACCACUGGCGUAAACAUGUAGAGGUUCAUUAGCUUCAGUGGAGCUGCACUAUCAGCAGUGAAUGUGACCCUUCGUAUGAGAAAACACACACAUACACAAGAGCUUAGGGGUCAAUCACCGUUGUAAUGGUCAUGGCUGGAGGGCCAGCUGCACCCUGUUCCCUUUUUGGUCUCUCUGAAUGCACCCCCUCAAGUGUCCGGCCUCAUGUCUUUACCUAUCCCAGGGCGGAAUUCUACAGUUCUCCCACUCGGACUGGGACCUGGGCUUCAGUACCCUGGGAAUCAACCAUGCUUACCCAGCAGGUCUGACUGGGUUCCACACUUAUGGUUCUUCCCUUCAGGAGCCUGUGGCGUAUAGUGACAAAGCUGCCUUAUUGAAACCGGAGUAUUGUUCAUUUUACUUAUAGUAUCAAAGCAUGUAGAGAAAAAGCAUUUUAGGGCAACAAACAGUCCACACCUGUCCAUAGUACCCAAAGGCUUACCAUCCCCUCAGGGUCACCUAGUCAGGCCUAAUUUCUUCAGACAAUCCAGCCAAUGCCUGCAUCCUAGUCUGGUUCCCCCAAACAAUGACUUGUCUCUCUGCAGAGAGCACCCCUUCCUAAACUUUCAGAGUUGCUUUGUUCUCGCAUUCUUGGCCUUUGUCCCUUUGGACAAAACUAGUUUUGCAGGUUGGCUUGGGUGGAGGUAAAAUAUUGAUGCUAUAAGAGUAUGGGCAUUGCCCACUGAACAGCACUCAAGUGUUUGCUGAGAAGUGGCUUAUCCUGAGCCAAUCUUCUUCCCUUCCUGCUUGUUUUCUUUAUAGCCCCCUACUAAACUAAACCAAUAUAUUCCCAAAAGUCAGGUCAACACUCACUGUUCAUAAAUCAUGACAGAGCAGUUCCAAUUUUGUCACAGGAAUAAUUUAGCAAGAGUCCAGGUGACUGAGACAGGGUGGGAAGAGGAAGGCUGUCUGAGUGGGAUGUCUAAUUUUGGGCUGUAUUUUACCUGUGAUCUUUUCGAGAAGCUCCCAUUCAUUUUCUCCCCAAAGAACUAAGUAUUCCUCAUGAUAUCUUACUAGUUACCUCAGGACCAAAUUCAGUGCUGGUGUGUAAGCAAGGCCCUUCUAAUUUGUUUCAAUGGAGUUGCAUCCGUUUAUGCCAGCAGAGCAGUGAAUCUGGCCCUCAGAAAGAAACUCACUUUUCCUUCAAGAAUUUUAGUAAAUUUACAGCUAACAAACAAAUUAGAGUGCAUUAAACAAGCAAGCCUGUGAAAGCCACAAGCUUCUAGGUAUCAGGUUAACUCUCCAUGUCCAUUUAGCAUUAAGCAGCAUCUGCAUGAUUAAUCUAUAGUAUAAAUAAAUUCAAACACCUUUUUUUCAAGUUCCUUGCAUUAGAGGUAGGGGGGGGGGGUUCUUCUUCGUUUCAACAUUUUGAAGAAAUUUUUAAAAAUUUAGAAUUAAAAAAAAAUGGAAAAGAUAAAUUCACAACUUUCCUGUUUGUUGGGGGGUGGGGGGGAUUCCACUCUAUUUUGUAUGGUGAUUAUAACUAUAAAGUUAACAUAGUACAUUGUAGCCUAAAUAAAUAUUCCUACUGGAAUCACUAAUUUAACACAAUCUUAUCCCAGAGAAUCUCAGUCCUUCCUGCAGUGAAAAGAAAAUAAAAUAAAUCAAAUUGUGAAACUAAUAGUACAUUUCACUUUUCAGUUGCAUUCCUUUUCCACCCCUCUCCCACACCUAUACAGUGCCUAAAGCUUCAUCCUGCAAAGGCUAUGCACAUGCUUAACUUUAUGCACUUGAGUAGACACCACAGAAGUCAGUAGGACUACCCACACUCACACAGAAGUCAGUAGGACUACUCAAGUUAAGCAUGUGUGGCAAUCUUUGCAGGAUGAGAGCGUUACACUGCAAGCUCUUUGGACUGUCUCUCCUACUUGGCUAUUAAGCACGCUGUUGGUGGCAUACACUUAGUAAUAAUUUUCACAUAGUUAUUUUCUCUCAUACUGACCUUGUCUAUGAAUUUACAAUAGUUUUUGACCUUCUGAUGGUUCUAACAAUUUCCACAUUCAGUACAAUGUCAAUGGGAGUUGUAUGUAGAAUGGGGCUAGAAUGGCUUUUGCGUACAAACGUUAUGCAAGUACCAGUCUGCCAUGGUCUCUUCGUUAUUUGAUUCACUUAUUAUGUGCUAUUUGGGAGAGAAGAUUAGAAAAGCACCAAACUGUCUGUUAAGGAAAUUUACAGCUAAAUGUAAAAGUUAACCGAUUUUCAUCCCCUCUAAAUGUAAAGCUUAGUUCUACAGCUUAAUGUUUCUGGCUUUCUGUAUGUAAAGGAUUGGUUUUCUGUACACUACUCUAUUUGGAGCGCAAUAUAGAGCUUACCAAUAAUAAAUCAGCGCUAUAUGAAA
Malaclemys terrapin pileata is the source of this 8417-nucleotide messenger RNA. RefSeq names its product inverted formin 2 (gene INF2). Gene Ontology annotation, biological process: actin cytoskeleton organization. Lineage: Eukaryota; Metazoa; Chordata; Testudines; Emydidae. Bases 254 to 4240 code for a protein of 1328 amino acids. Gene Ontology annotation, molecular function: small GTPase binding; actin binding. The record is from RefSeq and is a predicted model, not a curated record. The transcript has 23 exons.